Punica granatum (pomegranate) is the source of this 989-nucleotide messenger RNA. The record is from RefSeq and is a predicted model, not a curated record. NCBI's taxonomy places the organism in Eukaryota, Viridiplantae, Streptophyta, Magnoliopsida, Myrtales, Lythraceae.
AAGGUUUUGGAUCGGAAUUAUUUCUCUUUAGUAAGACUUCUUGUAACAUUUUAUUUAGCUCACAUUUCCCUUUUGCUCCCAUCUAUCUCUCUUAUAACCGACAUAUAUAGUUGGUACAUGUCGAUACAGGCCUGCGUGCUUGGAAUAUGCAUGAGAAGGGCGUUAUGGAAAAGGUUAUCAUUAUAUAGCAAGGAAAGCAUUCAAGAGCUCCCCCCAAAAGUGAGGCUUGUGAUAAAGAGAAAAGUGAAAAUGGUGACUUCAUCAUCAUCAGAAGGGAAGAAGAACAAGGAGAAGAAGAAUAAGAAUAAUGAUAAGAAAGCAGCAGAACUGCAUGAGAAGCUCCAACUCCUUCGUUCCAUCACUCAUUCACAUGCACUGAACGAGGCUUCAGUCGUCCUCGACGCAUCCAGAUACAUUCAAGAGUUGCAGCACAGAGUCGAAAGCCUCGACCAAGAUACAUCUACAGCACAACACUCGAGCUAUAACCAGUCAUCUUUGCCAGUGCAGGUAACAGUAGAAACCCUCGAGAAGGGUUUUCUAAUCACUGUAAUUUCAGAGAUAAGCAGUCAGGUCCUGCUGUGUUCGGUCUUGGAAUCUUUCGAAGAACUUGGCCUCAAUGUCCUCGAAGCUAGGGUUUCUUGUAUGGAGAGCUUCCAACUACAAGUGAUUGCAGAAGUAAGAAUGAAGAAGGAGAUGGAAGUAUAGAUUCGCAAACAGUUCGAAGCGCAGUAGUACAGGCAAUCCGGAGCUGGGGUGUGAGUAACGAUGAUCAAGAUUAAAAGUUCGAUGGCCAUCUAUAUGUACAGUCACCUUCAUCAUCGAUUGGUCUCGAAGUAUCAGUUCCAAUCAAGGGUUUUGUCAAUGCAGUUGAUCAGGAAGAUCCAACCUUCUGAAAGUUUGUUUACGGUUAUACGUUUAGAGGAGAAAUUAUCCCGAGUGUAAGAGAUCAGGCUUAUUCGGAUUAAUAAAGGAGAAAGUUGGAUAGCGUA